Messenger RNA from Cheilinus undulatus (humphead wrasse), 1751 nucleotides. RefSeq names its product TSEN15 tRNA splicing endonuclease subunit (gene tsen15). Lineage: Eukaryota; Metazoa; Chordata; Actinopteri; Labriformes; Labridae. Gene Ontology annotation, molecular function: nucleic acid binding. Gene Ontology annotation, biological process: tRNA splicing, via endonucleolytic cleavage and ligation. The transcript is spliced from 4 exons. The coding region runs from base 110 to 553 and encodes 147 amino acids. The record is from RefSeq and is a predicted model, not a curated record.
CGCCGGCAAACCUGAAAACACAACUGUAAACAUGCCGCAGUGUGUGCUUACAUUACACUACAGCUAAUAAAACAGUAUUUUCCAUUUUUAUAUACGUUUGUUUAUUAAAAUGUCAGACGUGUCAGAGAAGCCUCCUCAGAACUGGAUCCUUCUGCAUCCAACCUACCAGCGAAUGAAGAACCUGGAGGUGGAGGAUACCGAGCAAAUUCAUGCAGCAUUUCUAGUGUACAUGGAUCUGACUGAAGUGCGUCGAUGGAAAGAGGUGUCUUGUCUCAAGAGUCCUGAGCUGCAGCUGGUUUUGUUGGAGGGUAGGGAAAAGGAAGGAGCACCUAAACAGACGAUUCUACCUCUGCCUGUUCAUCGAUCUCUGAGCCACAAUAGUAUACGACAGGUGCUGGACAGAGGUUUCCCCAUGCUGCUGUGUGCUGUAGCUUCUGACUCAACCCUGGUCUAUCAGAAGAUGACUGACGGGCUGGUGACCCCUGACCCUCCUGUUGGACCCUUCCAGGAUUUGGGACGCCGGCAGCAUCGCAAGAGACGGCAGCAACAGUGAAAAGUUGUCAGUGAACCAUAGAGGAGCAGAGUAUGACAGGCAGAUGCGCUGUGGUUUGUCUGUCUCUGUGAACCACUUAAAAAGGCCAGGCGUGUGCUGAUGACAUGGCAGCAGGAGCAAACAGACAGAACAACAGAGCUCCUGUGAGUGCUCCAAGACAGACUAUGUUGGCUUCAAAUGACCAGUGAAGUUUUGGCAACUGUUUAUAUGACAUAUACCUUGUUAGUAAAGAGGUAAACUUAGGAGAGUUUUAUUUGAGUAAUUUUCAAAUUAGGUGAAGGGCUGAAGAAAGACGUAGUUAUUAUGAGUAAUAAAUAAAACAUUACUCUGAGUUUUCUGAUGGUGAGGGUCAAAACAAGCAUUUUAAACACCUGUAACUGUUUUUAAGGAGAAUUGUUGCUUGAAUGUACACAUGUUCCUCAUCACAGUGAUGUGUUUGUGAAGCCAUAAGCAUAGAAUAGUAGGUCAGCUGAACAAUUUUAAAAUUAAUGCUUCAGCCUGACUAAAUGUUUUUACGUUGAUGCAGUAUGGCAAUACUUAAAAAUUAAGGAAAACAGAUUCAUUCUUUUUUAAUCAUGACCUAUACAGACUUUGUUCACAAGGAUUUCACAGACUGUGUCAUCAUUAAAAGUUUGUAUAAUAAAGCUGUUUUUUUCCCCCUUGAUUUAAUAUUACUUCCUUUGACCAAAAAAGAUUAAACACAUGUUCAAAGUAUCCUUUACCAUGUGAAAAGGCUAAAUUUGUUGGUUACAAUUGGCUCUACCAAAAUGGGUUGAUACUAAUGCAAGUCACUGUGAUAUUUCAUAAAUGAAGCGUAAGGGAGCUUGAAAUGUAACUAAGAUCAAGUCAAAACUGAAAACAUUAAUUUAAUUCCUUUUUUAUAUGUUCUCCCUGCACAUGCAUGGUUUCUUUCCAGGUACUCCAGCUUCCUCCCACAGACCGAAAAACAUGGUUCUUAGGUUAACUGAUGACACUAAACUAACCACCAAAGUGUCAGCAUAGCUGGUUGUUUCUCUCUGUGAUCUACUGGUAACCAGUCCUGGAUGUACCCUGCCUCUUACCUCUUACCCAGUGAAAGCUAGGAUUGGCUCCAGCCCCCCUGAAUGGGAUAAUCAGUAGGAUAAUGGAUGGAUAAGUGAAGAAUAAAUUUAAGAGUUUUGGAAACACACUUCUGUUUUGUUCCUGUGAUGUAAUUAAA